CAUUCUUAUAAUUUAUUUUAAUUUAUUGUAAGUGAUUUAUAAAUACCCUUCUUAAUAAUAUUCUUUCUGUUGCAGGAGAGGAUGUAGAGGAUGCAUACAAGCCCCGCAGAUGGAUAUCAGCGGGCGAAGGCCCAUACCGGCUCAUCGUAUCUUCUGAGUCGGAGUCCCUGGACCAGGAGGAAUCGGUCUCCUUAGCCGCCGCGCAGGCCAAGAAAGAACGGGAGAAGGCGUCCGGCGAGGAGUAUGACAAGGUCACCCAGCGGAUCAUCCUCAAGAGAACCAGGAAGAGGGACCGCCUUUCUUCGGAAGUUCUGAACCCGCGAAAGAGGCGAAGGAACCCGACCUCUUCGACGACGGGUCUUCCACAGACCAUGUCCUAUAACCUGUACAACCACUUCCGCCCGCUAGAGCAAGAUGUGCCUCAGGACCACCUCAUUCCUUUUCUCGACUUUGGCAAGAAGCUGUCGACACCGAGCGGGAACGACGGCUCUUCUACUCCUAAGCUCGAUGACAGAGAUGAGGAUGACGUUUUCCACGAAGACAUGGAUGUCACGGUGAUGAAGAAGGCCGUGGAGAGAAACUCAGCGCCGCGUGGUCCAAUCCAGAUGAAGCCUACGCACAUCGCCAGCUUCUUCGCUACCAACUCCUCGGAGUCCGCUCCUCAUGUAAAUAAAACCGUCCAAAUUUCUAAUGAUACUUCGGAUGUUCAAACUAAGACUGACCAGAAGGAUGUCCAUUAUGACCUCCAAUCCAACGAGAGUGGUAUCAAGCUUCAUGCUGUUCUUUCACCCAACUAUGGCCUGAGGCUCAAUAGAACUGAAAAAGAAACGACAAACGUCACAGAAAGCAGCACGGAGUCUAAAGGCAUCAGUUCUACAACUGAAACUAUAAACAUGAACAUGACUUCGACUGAGAGAGCUGUCACUGACAAAGAAAAAGAAGAAAGCAAACCCGAGCAAGUGACAGAAUCUAAAGUUGAACACGUUGAGCCUCUUUCGAAAGUAAAUAUUGAUGACUCAGAGCGUGAUGAUACUCCAGUUCCUAUUCCUGCGCCGAAACCUACAGCAAGGAUUCUUUCCACCGCAGUGGUCACUUCUGUCUCUGUCAAAGAAACACUUCCUAGGCUGCCCAGGCUCAAGCCCAACAUAACCAGGCCAGAAACUUACCAGAGGCUAAUGUUGAAGAAUACCACUUCAGAAAACAUUACACAAACUCCACAUAUCAGCCAUGAUCCCAGGCUCCGAUUGGACAACUAUACGCUUAUCGGGCUUCAGAAUGCGAGGCGAAAACCCUACACGACGCUUAGGCCAAAGACUACCACUUACAGACCCGUGACUUUCAGAAGUGUGUUUAGGAGGAACAUGACAGGUUUGGGGACAGGAGUGGUCCAUAUCGUGUCGACACCUCCGACCUACAUCGAAGUACCAAAGAUUAUUACCAAUCCUCCUGUAAGGCUUGCUCAUAUUGACACUAGGCAGUUCCCAGUCACCAACAGGGUCCAACAUCUCUUCCCCACGAUAGCUUCUUCUUUCAGGCCUAGUACUACAAGACCUUCAACGUCCUUAGCUCCUACAAUGACGUCUUCUUCAACGCCUCCAAUGGAAACCACAACCAUGUCUGUAACCACUACAACAAGACCGACUACAAUAGCAACAAGUCCUGUCACAACAUCAACAAGCCCACCUUCGACAACUGCUAGGACUACAACAACUACCAUAUCGGCACCCCCAAUGACUACUAGUCAAGUCAUUGCUACGGAAGGAUUCCCUGCUGAUUAUCCUAUGAAAACCGAACUAGGAAUAGUUGAAGAUAUAAGUGGCGAAGUGGAAAAUGCAACAGUACACAUAGAGUUCAAGCCUUUAGAUACUUUGCAGACUUCCUCGACUACAGAACCAUCCGGAAAGGAAAUAGGCAAAAGGCCGAGCCUACUCUGGAUAUACAACCAGAGAAAUCAUUCUAUUUUGAGAAAUCAGCCAGUAGGUGUCGCCUACCCUGAGUCUCAGAUAGGUCUAGUUACGUACGUUCUGGCUGCUCUGGCUCUCAUACCGCUUAUACUUGGACUUUCAGUACUUGUCAGGCAGAUAUUCAGGAAGUCAAAAAAGAAGGUUCUUGAUGAGUCGGAAUAUUCUUCAGAGUACAACAGGACACCUUUACCCACCAAAUUGCCCAGAGUGCCCCCUCAUAUUAAUUGGGAAGCUGAGAAGCAAACAUCUCAUACCACCCAAACAGUAGCGGUAGCUCCAGCGAUUCCCGUCACCAAGUGGGAAUUCUCCAGAGACAAGCUGAGACUCCAGACAGUCCUCGGUCAAGGAAACUUUGGACAGGUUUGGAAAGCUGAGGCUGACGACUUAAGCGGACAUGAAGGAUCAACCCGUUUAGUCGCCGUGAAGACGGUGAAAGAAGGAGCCAGCUUGCGAGAGAAAGAAGAUCUCCUCAGAGAGUUAGGGAUCAUGCAAGAGCUCGGUGCUCACCCGAACGUUGUCACUCUCUUAGGCUGUUGCACCGACAAAGAGCCAUAUCUUUUGAUAAUGGAGUAUGUGAUGUAUGGAAAGUUGUUGGCGUUCCUGCGAGAACACCGAACACGAGCACAUUACUUCAAUUUUUCUGAUUUAUCUUCAGCACUUACCUCGCGGGAUCUUACAGUCUUCGCUUAUUGUGUAGCCAGGGGAAUGGAAUAUCUUGUUACUAAAGGAAUAAUUCAUAGAGACUUGGCAGCUAGAAAUAUUUUGGUAGACCACACAAAGCUGUGCAAGAUCGCUGAUUUUGGUAUGUCAAGAAAUGUUCGUGAUACUGGGCAGAUAUAUGAACAAAGGCCAAACAGAGGCGCACUUCCAAUCAGGUGGAUGGCUCCAGAAUCACUCCAUUUAAGUUUAUUCACUCAUAAAUCAGAUGUAUGGAGUUUUGGAAUAUUGAUGUGGGAAAUAGUCACUCUAGGUUCUACCCCAUACAACAAAAUGGGUGGUAGGGAAGUAAUGCGACAAGUGAUGGACGGAUACAGACUUGAAAAACCAAAACAUUGUCGUACGGAGCUUUACAAAGUGCUCACUAAAUGCUGGCACAAUGAUCCAGGAAAGAGGCCAUCCUUCACAGAACUCAAACAGGAGUUGGCAGCCCUGCUUGCUGACGAGGAGACUAAUGGAGAAUUUGUUGAUCUGGAAGCGCUGACAGAAGAAAUGUGCGAUCAAAAUAACUGAAAUAACUUAUCCCUAGCUUCUAGGGAACGUAGACUGUUCUUCAAAAUACAAAAACAAAGAUUAAGUGUCUGUCAUUCUUUCAUGUUUAAACUUUCAUUUUGUAUUUUAUGAAUAUUAUGUUGAAAAAAUGUUAUAUUUAAAUUAUUUUUCAGAUUUGUACAUAGAGUUAGAUAUUGUAAUCAUUGAUAUGAUUUUCAAUUGAAAUAUUCAGAAAGAAAAAAAAUAUGUCCUUGCUUAAAAAAAAAUAAUAAUUUGAUAUAAAGUUGUUAAAUCUAAAUAGUGGUAUUAUAAAAGAACAAAAAUAUUUUAUUCAUCUAAAUAUAUUAUUCAUUUUAUUAUAUUGAUCAUCACUCUUUACAAAUGAAUAUAUUUGAGAGUUCAUAAUAUCAAUUAAAAAUUUAUUUAUUUAUUUCAAUGUAAGCUAUAAUUUUUCAAUUCUUUCGAUUUUGUAUACUUUUUGAUUUAGUAAAAUGACUGAAUGCUGUUAUUACAAUACUUUUUUAUUAAAUUUAUUUAGAGAAAAAUAUUUCAUUUUUUGUUUUAAAGGUUUAUUUUUCAAGUUUCCAAAGAUUAGUAUAAUCUUUUUUUUAAAAAUAUUUUUAUUGAGUUCAAUGAAGAAAAAAAAAUUGUAAAUUAAAAAAUUAUAUUUUGUAGAUAUGAUAAUGGAGGCCUGUAAAUAAUAAUUAUAUUUAGCGAUAAGAAGAGUUGUAUUUUUUGAAUUUGUAUAUAUACAAGAAUUAUUUUUAAAAUUAUUAAUUUUUUAUCUAUGUAUGUUAAAGGAACACUAGUUGCAUUGGUUAAUUUAACACUAUGAUUGAUGUAUUUUCUAGUCUAUCUGUUUAUUUUUGUUUUAUUUUUUAAUAAAAAUAAAGCUUAAAAUAUUGCAAACAGUAUUCGUAUAACAUACAUAUCAUAUGUGACAUUGUUUCCUUCUAAUAAAUGUACAUUUUCAUAAAUUUUAUUUUCUCUUAUUGUGUCUUCUUCCUAUAUAUUAUAAUAUCAUAAAAAUUUAAUUAUUAUAUCUUAAUGUUUUGCUAUUUUAUGUUGUUUAUAAUUAACAGGUGGUUAUCCAAUACCACGCAACAAAAGCUUCAAUUCACC
Messenger RNA from Nezara viridula (southern green stink bug), 4295 nucleotides. The record is from the annotation of a GenBank genome assembly. NCBI's taxonomy places the organism in Eukaryota, Metazoa, Arthropoda, Insecta, Hemiptera, Pentatomidae.